Molecule: messenger RNA, 2077 nt
Organism: Lolium rigidum
Lineage: Eukaryota; Viridiplantae; Streptophyta; Magnoliopsida; Poales; Poaceae
Product: probable plastidic glucose transporter 2
Exons: 15
Coding region: 191-1639 (482 amino acids)
Biological process (GO): monosaccharide transmembrane transport
Cellular component (GO): membrane
Molecular function (GO): hexose transmembrane transporter activity
Source: RefSeq, a predicted model, not a curated record
GGGUGCCGACGUGUGUCUUCUCCCUCCUCCUCCUCCGCCGACGACACCGCCACCGCCUCUCGGGUCUCCGUGCUACGCCACCGAACGCACCCAAAGUUAGUCAAUCAAUCCCAGCGGCGUCGUGCUCCCAGAUCCCAGUAGCAGGCGGCCGAUCUGGUGCUGAUGCAGGCGCGCGCGGCAACCUGCGGCGAUGCGGUGGAAGCUUAACACCUCCGCCUACAAGCGAGUGUCGUCCAGGGACGCGCCCAUGGAUCCCGACGUCGAGACGCAACCAAAGAUGCCGUCGGACGGAGCCGGCCCGUCGUGGCGGAUGUCGCUGCCGCACGUGUGCGUCGCCACGCUCACCUCAUUCCUCUUCGGCUACCACUCAGGAGUGGUGAACGAGCCGCUGGAGAGCAUCUCAGCCGACCUGGGCUUCGCCGGGAACACGCUCGCUGAAGGGCUUGUGGUGAGCAUAUGCUUGGGGGGAGCCUUCCUCGGAUGCCUAUUCAGUGGCUCCGUCGCUGAUGGGAUCGGUCGGCGUCGCGCGUUCCAGCUCAGUGCACUGCCAAUGAUCAUUGGUGCUGCCGUCAGCGCUCUCACUUAUAGCCUGGAAGGUAUGCUCUUUGGAAGAUUCUUGGUUGGAAUAGGGAUGGGGUUGGGUCCACCAGUGGCUUCACUCUAUAUAACUGAGGUUUCUCCUCCCUCCGUGAGGGGUACAUAUGGCAGCUUUGUUCAGAUUGCGACCUGUCUCGGGAUCUUAUUUUCUCUCCUAAUUGGUACACCUGUCAAGGACAUUGAUAGAUGGUGGAGAGUGUGUUUCUGGGUUGCGGUUGUCCCAGCAGCCUUACAAGCUAUUGGUAUGGAGUUCUGUGCUGAGAGCCCACAGUGGCUAUAUAAGUGUGGAAGAACAAAUGAAGCAGAAAUUCAGUUUGAGAAGCUUCUAGGCCCUCUUCAUGUAAAAUCUGCUAUGGCAGAACUUUCUAGAUCUGAAAGAGGAGAUGACGGAGAAAGUGUAAAGUACUCAGAGUUGUUUUAUGGUCGUCACUUUAAUGUUGUUUUUAUUGGCACAACGCUCUUUGCUUUACAACAGUUAUCGGGCAUAAAUUCUGUGUUCUAUUUCUCAUCAACUGUGUUCAGAAGUGUGGGCGUGCCCUCUAGCCUUGCCAAUAUAUGCAUGGGGAUUGCAAAUUUAUCAGGUUCUGUCGUAGCUAUGCUUCUAAUGGACAGACUAGGGAGAAAAGUUCUUCUUGCAGGAAGCUUCUUUGGCAUGGCCUUCACAAUGGGACUUCAGGCUAUUGGAGCAAAUCGUCACCACCUUGGUGCUGCAAGUGUGUAUUUUUCAGUUGGUGGCAUUCUGCUGUUUGUUUUGUCAUUUUCGUUGGGAGCAGGCCCAGUUCCAGGACUUCUUCUGCCUGAGAUUUUCCCAAACAAAAUUCGGGCCAAAGCUAUGGCUCUUUGUAUGUCUGUGCAUUGGGUCGUGAACUUCUUUGUCAGUUUGUUAUUCUUGCGGCUUCUGGAGAAACUUGGUCCACAAGUUCUGUACACGAUGUUUUCAUCAGCUUGUGUGGUAGCAGCGAUAUUUGUGCGGCGGCAUGUAGUCGAAACAAAAGGGAAAACUUUGCAGGAGAUCGAAGUUUCACUCUUACAGACACAGUAAAGGUUUUAUUCAGGGGAAUGUCUUAUUCGGUAUUGAUAGGAAUUCGACGACAUAUUUUCGCUGAUCAAGUCUAUUCCCAGCUCAAGUGAACUUGAUGACGUCUUGCAGACAGAAUGCUCUACGCUGGUCUCAGGGAAGUUCGCAGCCAUGCACCUGUGACCACCGGAGAGGCAUACAAUUUUACGCAUACUUAACAGACUGGUGAGGUCUGUUUCUGUAUAGGCUGAUACGUCGUGUGUAUUUAUGUUGUCUUCUUGUUUAAUUGUUGGCCAGUAAGAGAAUAGUGGCGUUUGGUUACUGAUCAAUGUAACUGAGAAGUUGUACCAUGUGUUCGGAAUAACACCAUCUACAUGCCUUGUUGGGCGCUUAUGUAUUCUUAGCCCCCACCUGGGUUCGCCAUACAUCAAAGCAUCAGUUGAAUAUGACAAAUGAAUCAAA